CCCUCGACCCUUAAUUGGCAUUCGCAGAAAUCAAUAAUGGCUUGUUUUCAAUUUCAAUUGCUCGCUUCUCAUUCUACUCAACUUUGCGUCUCUCCAUUCUCCAACAUUUCUUCUUGUUACACACACAAUUUUCCAACUGGCACUUCCCGUCAAAAUAUCUCCAACACCGUUUCUUUUUAUUCACUCACAAAACCAACUUCUUCUCCAUCAUUCCUUGUAAAAGCUUCUUCUAACAACACGCUUCCCCCUUACAACGUUUUGAUUACUGGCUCUACCAAAGGGAUAGGGUAUGCUUUGGCAAAAGAGUUUCUAAAAGCGGGAGACAACGUCUUAGUUUGCUCAAGAUCAGAUAAAAGGGUAGAGACUGCUGUUCAGACCUUUAGGGAAGAGUUUGGGGAGCAGCAUGUGUGGGGCACUACAUGUGAUGUGAGAAAUGGAGAAGAUGUGAAGAAAUUAGUUUCGUUUGCUCAAGAAAAGCUGAAAUACAUCGAUAUAUGGAUCAAUAAUGCUGGAUCGAAUGCUUAUAGCUACAAGCCACUUGCUGAAGCAUCAGAUGAGGAUCUUAUCGAGGUGGUUACGACAAACACACUUGGCUUGAUGAUAUGCUGUCGAGAGGCAAUAAAGAUGAUGGUGAGCCAACCUCGGGGAGGUCAUAUUUUCAAUAUUGAUGGAGCAGGUUCAGAUGGAAGACCAACUCCCAGGUUUGCUGCAUAUGGAGCAACAAAGAGAAGUGUGGUGCAUUUAACAAAGUCAUUACAGGCAGAAUUGCAGAUGCAAGAUGUUAAAAAUGUGAUGGUUCACAAUCUUUCGCCAGGAAUGGUUACAACAGAUCUGCUCAUGUCUGGUGCCAAUACAAAGCAGGCAAAAUUUUUCAUUAAUGUCUUGGCCGAGCCAGCCGAAGUGGUUGCAGAAUACUUAGUUCCAAACAUAAGAUCUAUCCCCACCAACAGAACAAUGAAGCCAACAUACAUCCGAUUCCUCACUGGUUUGAAAGCCUAUUCCCAGAUAUUUUCAAGAUUUGCAUUUGGGGCAAGGAGGAACCGCUACAUUCUUGAAGAUUGAACAGCAUAAAAGAACUAUUGUACUAUUUGUACAACGCAACACAGUUUCACUGUUUUGGAAACGCGUUGUAUACUCCAUGGGAGAGAAAAGUUCCAAAAAGAAGUCACGGGUGAAAUUCUCAUCGACAACGAACUAGAAAAAUGAACGAUACACAACAUCAUAUCCGGUUCUGGUGAAUUCCAAGAUUCUUCAAUCAUUGAGAUGUGGGUCUCCUUUAAUUUAGUUUCUUGUUCCUCGACAUGUAAUUGAUAGCUAGCCAAACAUUAAUUUAAACAAUUAAGCAGCUUGUAUAUUUUCGAAAAUCAUAUUAGUAGAUUGUAAACAUCUAUAUCACUUUAAUUUCGAUCUUUGUAUGAAUA
Molecule: messenger RNA, 1421 nt
Organism: Cicer arietinum (chickpea)
Lineage: Eukaryota; Viridiplantae; Streptophyta; Magnoliopsida; Fabales; Fabaceae
Product: chlorophyll(ide) b reductase NOL, chloroplastic
Biological process (GO): chlorophyll catabolic process; PSII associated light-harvesting complex II catabolic process
Molecular function (GO): chlorophyll(ide) b reductase activity
Source: RefSeq, a predicted model, not a curated record